AUGGGUAAAAGUUACUCGGCUGACGAUGGCUUUGAAGCCCUCGUGUUUAUCGGAGGAGACGGAACCCUAUGUGAGUUCAUGAAUGGACUACUCACUCGUCCAGAGCAUGAAUGGCGCGAAAUUGUGGCGUCAACGCCCAUUUCGCUCAUUUCAGCCGGUACCCAGAACGCCUUUGGCACGGGGGCGGGUAUCCCGACAGUCAACGCCGCUCUGUACUGCAUCUUGAAGCGCAAAAUGCGUCCACUGGAUGUGGUGACGGCUGUGUCUGCUGCCAACCCGGAGGUGGUGCACUACAGCUACUGCGGUCUCGGCUGGGGUGUUGCAGGCGACAUCGCUGCCGAGUCGGAACGAUACCGUUGGAUGGGUACACUACGAUAUGCUUUCCUCAAGGUGAAGCGCACCGUUGUGUUGCCCAAGAAACACAGUGGCCGUGUCCGGUACGUGUUGACGGAACCGCAGCCGCCACUUCUCCGGUACGACGAUUAUCCGGAUGCCGGUGCACUCGACCAGUUCGAAGUGGAGGAAGGCACAGUGUACGAUAUGGACCGCUUCAGUCAGCAACGCAAGUCGUGGGGAGGCAUCGCUGGCAGUAUUUCAAGUCCUGCCAGUCGUAAGAGAUACCCCGAGUUCCUGUGGAAAGAGGACUGCAGCAAGUACGUUGUGGUGGGCGUUGUCAACAUCACUCCUGACGGCGCUUACUCGCACCCUUCAGAUGGCAAUUUGGAUCUCAUUCUCACCCGUAAGGGCGGUUUGGUAGCCGUGGCCAAGCUGUUCGGUCUGUAUCUGAUGGGCAAGGAGCUCCAGAGCGAACUGAUCUCGUACUUGAAGGUCAAGGCCGUCGAGAUUGAGCCUGACCAACUGGACGACUGCAUGAACAUCGACGGCGAAGUGCUGGAAGGAGGACCCUGGCGCAUGGAGGUGGUACCCAGCCUCUUCAAGGUGCUGUCUGAAAAGUAA
This is a messenger RNA of Phytophthora nicotianae INRA-310, 957 nucleotides long. RefSeq lists its product as hypothetical. NCBI's taxonomy places the organism in Eukaryota, Oomycota, Peronosporomycetes, Peronosporales, Peronosporaceae. Gene Ontology annotation, biological process: sphingosine biosynthetic process. Gene Ontology annotation, molecular function: kinase activity. The transcript has a single exon. The coding region runs from base 1 to 957 and encodes 318 amino acids. The record is from RefSeq and is a predicted model, not a curated record. Gene Ontology annotation, cellular component: intracellular membrane-bounded organelle; cytoplasm; membrane.